AUGGCUUACAACCUCCUGCGUGCGCACUAUUUAACACUGCAUCAUACUCUGUCCAGGUUGCUGUCUCUGCUGUUUCUCUCCUUAUCCACACCGCAGAAACUCUUGUCCACGAAGGCGUCUUUUUUGCAGUCUCCUGUCUUCCAACAAACAACCAGCGAGCUGCAAGGGUCCUUGGACUCUCACGGCAAGUACUGGUGGCGCACAUCCGGGCUGCUCAUCAGUGCCCUCCUCGAGGCAGCCGAAUAUUCCGCUCUCGCACAACAUCGUAUCCUGACGUUUUUCGGACGCACUAUCGCCCCUUACCUGGGGCCCACUUACACUCCUGGAGCGCCGCAAUGGCAGAGCUUCAUGACAGAUGACCACCAUCCCAUCGAGCUCAGCUGGGACUGGCACACCGGACACCAACCACCCACGGUGCGCUUUUCUAUCGAACCUGUGGGGAUCCACGCUGGCACCCCGGCCGAUCCAGAGAACCAAAAAGCGGAUAUCUCUUUCCGCACGGCCAUGACUGCAGCCCUGCCAGAUACUCACAUGGCCUGGCCACCGUCCAAGAUCUUCUACGCUUUCGACCUCUCUGCCAACAGCAUCAAGGGCAAAGCCUACUUCUUCCCGGGCUUCCAAGCUCGCGCCACCAACCAGACCAAUCUCGAAGUCUUGAGCGCUGCCAUCGCCAGUGCACCCGGCUGCAGCAGCACUUGCGACAACCCUAACCCCCUCGUGGCGCUGCACGCCUUCCAGGACUUCGCACGCGACUCCCUAACUCCUCCUUUGGAGAUGGAUAUGCUCGCCAUUGACAUGGAUCCGCCCGCCGAAUCACACCUCAAAAUCUACUCCCGCAACCGUGUCACGAGCUUCACCUCCGUUCGCCAAAUGAUGACUCUAGGCGGUCGGAUUCCACCCUCCGAGGACCUAGCUCGCGGGCUCCAGACCCUGCGCUCUCUCUGGGACGCACUUUUAGAUCAAUCCAGCACGCCAGAGUCCCAUCUCCUGACUCCGAUUAACCACCGCAGCGCCGGAAUCCUCUAUAACGUGGAGUUCCGACCCUACAGUGCGUCCCUGAAAGUGAAAAUCUACAUCCCCGUCCGCCAUUACGCUUCCAGCGACGAGCACAUCCUGACCGCCAUCCGUACAUUCAUGACCUCGCAAAGCCAGGACGCCUACCUGCGUCGGGAUUAUGGAACCGUCCUGCGCCGAAUAGUAUCGGGGUUUCGCUCUCCCUCCCUGCCGCGUCUGCUGAUCCCGCAAACUGACACUCGGCUUGUCUCUCUCAGCCACGAUGACGCCUUACGAGACCGCGGCCUGCACACCUACAUCGGAUGCUCGAUCCAGGCGGGCGGAGACCUGCGCGUGGUAUCUUAUGUGAAUGGACAGGGGCCGAAACUUAUUGAUGGUGUAAGGGUCUAA
Aspergillus affinis is the source of this 1404-nucleotide messenger RNA. RefSeq names its product aromatic prenyltransferase. The transcript is spliced from 3 exons. Bases 1 to 1404 code for a protein of 467 amino acids. Gene Ontology annotation, molecular function: transferase activity, transferring alkyl or aryl (other than methyl) groups. Gene Ontology annotation, biological process: alkaloid metabolic process. The record is from RefSeq and is a predicted model, not a curated record. NCBI's taxonomy places the organism in Eukaryota, Fungi, Ascomycota, Eurotiomycetes, Eurotiales, Aspergillaceae.